GCUUUCCUCGUUCCUUCUCCGUCCGCGCAACACCACCAUACCAAUCGCACUCGAGCCCAAUCCACCGACCUCGGCCGUAUCGCAACCUGGUUGUCGUCAGAAUUGACCGCUGUCUGCUGUCUCCCGCUACCACGCGAGCUCCACUUUGUACUACGGCCGUACGCGCAGCCCAUUGACAAACGAACCGGCCUGAUUUGAUUCUCGAUCGACCGCCCCUCGCCGACUCCUAAUAUUGCCCUUCCUUCGGAUUAGAGAGCUACAAUCUCAAAUUUCGCGGCGCAUGGAUGCUAUGACGACACAGCGCGCAUCGAACGGCGCCCCCAACAGUCACAAGGGGCACAAUGGCGUCCAUAGUGAUUCGGAACCUGACAGUAUCAGCACGGAGGCCAGUGAUGCGACCCUCGAGAGCGUGGACGGCGUCAAUGGCAUAACCAACGGCACCAUCAACCUCAAGAUUAACCCGCGGAGGAGUAUGAAGCGCAAGCAGUCGAGUCCGAUGAUGCCGGCCUUCAUGGUGUCGGCGCCGGGAAAGGUGAUCGUGUUUGGCGAGCACGCCGUCGUGCAUGGCAAGGCCGCAAUUGCCGCCGCUAUCUCGUUGCGCUCCUACCUUCUCGUCACGACUCUCUCCAAAUCAAAGCGGACGGUCACGCUCAAAUUUCCCGACAUCGAUUUCGACCACUGCUGGAAUAUCGACGAGCUCCCGUGGGCGACCUUUCAACAACCGUCGAAGAAGAAAUAUUACUACUCCCUCGUCACCGAACUAGACCCCGAUCUGGUUGCUGCAAUUCAGCCCUUGCUCGCCGACGUGUCCCCUGACAAGCCGCCCAACAUUCGCAAGGUACAUCAGAACUCAGCGGGAGCAUUCCUCUACAUGUUUCUGUCGCUCGGUUCCCAGUCGUUCCCGGGUUGCCAAUACACGCUACGAUCCACCAUCCCGAUAGGUGCCGGCCUGGGAAGCAGCGCUACCAUUGCCGUGUGCAUGUCGGCUGCGCUCCUCCUCCAGCUGCGGACGCUGUCCGGUCCCCACCCCGACCAGCCGCCCGAGGAGGCGCGCAUCCAAAUCGAGCGUAUCAACCGCUGGGCCUACGUCUACGAGAUGUUCAUCCACGGCAACCCGUCAGGCGUCGACAACACGGUCGCGACGCAGGGUAAGGCGGUCGUCUUCCAGCGCACAGACUACGGCAAGCCGCCUUCGGUGCGGCCUCUCUGGGACUUCCCGGAGCUGCCGCUCCUGUUGGUUGACACCAAGGUGCCCAAGUCGACGGCGCACGAGGUGGCCAAGGUCGGAAAGCUGCGCAACACGCACCCCAAGAUUGUCGGCAGCAUCCUGGACGCCAUCGACAAGGUCACGGAGGCGUCGGCCGAGGUGCUCACCGAGGCCGGCUUCGACACGCAGAGCGAGGCGGACCUGGCGCGCGUCGGCGAGCUCAUGACCAUCAACCACGGCCUGCUCGUGUCGCUGGGCGUUUCGCACCCGCGCCUGGAGCGCGUGCGCGAGCUGGUCGACCACCAGGGGAUCGGCUGGACCAAGCUCACGGGCGCCGGCGGCGGCGGUUGCUGCAUCACGCUGCUCAAGCCGGGCGUCGAUAGGUCCAAGCUGGACAAGCUGGAGGAGCAACUCGACGAAGAGCACUUUCAGAAGUUCGAGACGACGCUGGGCGGCGACGGCGUGGGCGUCCUCUGGCCGGCCGUGCUCAAGAACGGCAUGGACGAGGACGAACAGGGCGGCAUGGAGAUCGACCUGGAAAAGUUCCUCAGCGCGGAAGGAAACGAGGGUGUCGAGCGGUUGGUGGGUGUGCACGGAGGCGGGGGCGAGAGGGAAGGGUGGAAGUUCUGGAGGGUGGACAACAACUAAUCUUUAGGCCGGCUGCAAGGGACGAUGGAUCCGGGACUCGUAAUAUUGGAUGGCAUUUUUUUUCUCUUUUCCUGAGGAUUCAUGGGUUAGGAGUUCUGUUGGCAAACUGUGACUUGAGGGAUCUCCCACAGGUCCUCUGCGACUGAAGGAGCUGCUUUUCCUCUUCUUCUUCUUUUAGUGGAUGGCAACGGAAAAGGGACGGGUGGUGGCGCCUACAGCUACUCUGGCUUACUGUGGACUCCUCUGAAUCUAAUUCUCCCGUGUAGGGCUUCUUCUU
Thermothelomyces thermophilus ATCC 42464 is the source of this 2132-nucleotide messenger RNA. RefSeq names its product mevalonate kinase like protein. The transcript is spliced from 2 exons. Gene Ontology annotation, biological process: ergosterol biosynthetic process; isoprenoid biosynthetic process. Gene Ontology annotation, cellular component: cytoplasm. Lineage: Eukaryota; Fungi; Ascomycota; Sordariomycetes; Sordariales; Chaetomiaceae. The record is from RefSeq and is a predicted model, not a curated record. The coding region runs from base 281 to 1855 and encodes 524 amino acids. Gene Ontology annotation, molecular function: ATP binding; mevalonate kinase activity.